GCAUUAUGCAGGGCUGUGAUUGGUGGCUCGGUGCAGCUCUCUGCAGCCAGUUUCCCAGAGGCCGCUGCACUGAUCAGGUCUAGACAGAGGUCCUCUGAUAUCCCAGAGUCCAACACUUCUGUCUCCAUCAAAUCCUGGAGGAAGUUGUGGACCACAAAACUCUCAUCUUCCUGUGCGAGGAGGUGAUGACGUAGAAGAUGAGAGACACUGGUUCGAGCAUUCUGUAAUAAUUCUGCGACUUGAGGUACUUGUAUUCACGUGCCCAAAACAAUUUUGCGUGGCGGGAUGAAACUGGAACUUUCUAAAGUGGUGCAAGGAUGUCGGCUGGGCGUUCUGAUUGGGAUUGGGAAAACGGGGCAGCACUCGCUGGAACUGCCGGGCUGCCUGCUGUACACUCGCUGCGCAACCGUGCCUCACCUUACCCAGGACACCCUGCACACUCUGACCUAUCUGCCCGCAGGGGCGCAGGUGGCGCUGGAUGGCCUAGCAGAGCACCAUGAGGUGCUGGAGGAGUUUAAAGAGGGUGUAAGAAAGUUUGCAGGUCUGCAUGACACGGCUCUCUUCUGCUCCCUCCACGAUCCUGCCACCAACUGUCCCACCGGCCAUGUCACUAACAAGACUGUGUCCGUGUGGGGUAGUGGAGGAAGGAUAGAGAUGACGGCGGCCAGGUUCAUUGCCAUGCAAGCAGUCAUCCAGCCAGACUGCUAUCAGAGCAUGGCAGACGGUGAGACCUGGCAGACCAACACCUCGCGCAAGAGAGUCCACAAAGCAGUGAACCGCACCCUGGCUCAUCUGGACGAAUGUCUGACGUUGCAUCACAAAACACCGCAGCUGAAGCACACUGAGGUGUUUGGGGUGGUGGAAGGAGGUGAUAUCCUGGAGGAAAGAGUCAGGUCGGCGCGGGAGACGGCCAAGCGCCCCGUUGCUGGAUUCGUCUUGGAUGGGUUCCAGUCUGCUGCUAUGGAACAGGAACUGAGAGGUCAGCUGAUCACAGCGGUGACCGCAGAGCUGCCAGUAGAAAAGCCAAGGAUGCUGCAGGGCGUGGGCCGUCCAGAUGAGGUGAUCGCGUGUGUGGAAGCCGGAGUGGACCUGUUCGAGGGCUUCUUCCCUUUCCAGGUGACUGAGAGAGGAUGUGCCCUCUGCUUUGACUACAAUGUCACACCUGACCCAGAGGCUGCAGCUUUAUCGCCCCCUACAGUGUUGGAGUUAAAUGGAGAGAGGCCUGCUGUAGAGGAUCCCAAACAGAAUGACGUUGGCAACACUGGAACUAUGACGCAGUUUGAGAUUAAUCUGAAGGACAUAAGGUACCGUGAAGACUUCCGGCCGCUGGUGGAGGGGUGUGGCUGCUACUGCUGCAAGAACCAUCACAGGGCAUAUGUCCAUCAUUUGCUGGUGACUAGUGAGCUGCUGGCAGGGGUGUUGCUAAUGCUGCAUAACACCGCCCACUACCUGGGAUUCUUCAGGGCACUAAGGGAAGCCAUAUCCCAUGAGCGACUACAGGACUUCAAGACUACAGUGACUAAAGUGGACUUUGGAGGGAGAAAACAAUUACAUUGACUAAGGGCUUUGGGUGAACAUGAAGGAUGCUGACGAGAAGAUUGAAAAUUUCAGCCUUUAUUGGCUGGUUACUCCAUUCCUCCUAGUCCAGUGAUCUUGCUGACACGCGAGCCACGGUAUCUGCCCGUGCCCCAUCCCUGGGGUUUUAGCAGCAGUGUGGCAGUUCUGAGCAAGCAGGCUUUAGCGUUCCAAGGUGACAGCAAUAUUGGAAAACACUUUAUAGAUUUGUUUAUGCAAAUAAGCAAAAAUGUGGUUUACAGCACUUCUGUUCACCUUCUAUGGAACGAAAUGGUUAAACAUUUGAGUUAAUUUGCCGUAGCACCUUUGUUAUUGCUGAAGCUCUAGCUAUCUCCAGGAAUUCUCACCCUUUGUGUUUGUCAGACUGUGGUGGCCAUGUUGGUCAUGUUGCUCACCCAUUUCUCUUUUUAUUACUGAAUAAACAGUGUUUCACAGGAGAGCCACUAUAUACUUUGUACUAUAUCCCUAUACAUGGGGGGAAAACAUCUGUUCAUAUUGUCAUGUAUUGGAAAUUCUUUGUAACACAAAAUUCUUAUAGAAAUCAUUGUAUGGAUGCUGGGGGCUAUCUUGUGGAGUGGAGAAAGUGCUAAUGAAUUUUAUGAUGUAAUACGCCAGAGCUUUAGCUUGAGAUGAGUUUAUUGGUAAUACUAUAUGAAAUUAUUAUGAAAUACUAUGAGCAUGAGUGCAUGGUUGGUUGUGUGUAUGUGUGUGCAAGCAAGUGUGUGCAAGAGUAUAUGUAUGCACGCGUGUGAAAGAGUGGAUGCAUGGGCGGGUUAGUGUGUCUGUCAUUUUCUUGUGCAAUGUGGCCAGCGGGAGUGAACUCGGGCAACGUUUCCAAUUAAAAGUUCCUGAUUGAUACUUGC
Molecule: messenger RNA, 2438 nt
Organism: Electrophorus electricus (electric eel)
Lineage: Eukaryota; Metazoa; Chordata; Actinopteri; Gymnotiformes; Gymnotidae
Gene: qtrt2
Product: queuine tRNA-ribosyltransferase accessory subunit 2
Source: RefSeq, a predicted model, not a curated record